AUGCUUUGGGACUUUGCGCGGCAACUGAACCAGCCGCAGGACGUGGACGCUUGGGCGGUGGUGGAAGUGGCCGCUGCUAAAGCGCCAGCAGUGCAAGCACCAGAAAAUCUGGCCAAAAGGCUAAAGUUGCAAACGGACGCAGAGAUUGUGCGGGUGUCCGGCAGCGAAGCUGCGGAUUAUGGCGCUUCAUGCCAUGAAGAGGCUGUGAGUGUGCUGAAGCUUUCGUUGGUGAUGUUCCUGGUGAAGCGCAGCCAGGACUUAUGCAGGGAGUUGGUGAACAAAGGUCUCACUGAGUCUUUGCUGAUGUGUCUCUUGGAUGUCUCAAGACCAAUGAGACAGGCAGCUGUCCUCACAGAACUACAUCACCUGCAGCUGCUAUCACCUCACGCCAAGAACAUCGUCGAAACUGUGCUGGUGAAGCGCGAGAUGUUGCGCGCCCUCACGGCGGAGCAGCUCAUGGCGACCGCCAGCGGCGAGGACUUGGCCAAAGCACGGCGGAGGCUGCGGGCCAUGCAGCGCAAUCGAGGUGCUGCAUUCAACACUUUGAAAGUGCAGCACUCUGCGGAUGAACACGAGCUCCAACAGCGAAUCCUGGAUCAGCAGAUGGCAGAUAGCCUGGGCAUCAAAGGCCCCAGCAGCAACGCCUUCCUGACGGAGCCACUGGAUGACACCGAAGUGGAGGCCGAAAAGGACGAGGCACAAGUGCCACGUGGAGGUAGUGGCUGCUACCCUGUAAGCCGGGUACCAGUUGGUAGCUCCUCCAGUGGCCCCGUGUCUCGUGGCACUGACCAGGGCGCCUUUGCUCGUGGGUAUGAGCUCGAACAUGAUAUCAGAGAGGAACCAACCACGGAGCCUACGGUGUUGACGGCGCUUCGCAAUGUGUUGAGCGAGCCCCUCACCCGAGAGUCAGCGGAGCAAAGCUCUUUGUUGACAGAGGUGAAGCAGUUGUGCCUCAGCGCCAGGCGGCCGCCGGUGCAGCCACAAGUUCCAGCGCAGCGUCACGAACACCCUUCCCUGCUGAAGGUGGAAGAGCGAUCAGUGCAGCAUCGCCGCGCCCUGAUCAUGCGUCGUGCAGUGCGGCGGCGGCCGAUGGGGGAAGCGUCAAAGGGAUCGAGGUUUCGGAGUGGGGAUGAGACACCAGCUUCGGAAGCGGAUUCGGAGGCCACCAGCCUGGUCUGUGUGGCAGAGGCGCACGAUACUGCUGCAAUGGCACGCUCUGCUCAAAGUGUUGGCUGGGAGUGUGGGAGCCUAGCAUCUAGAGCGAGUCUCAAGCGCCAGCGUGAAGCAGCCUCGAAAGGCUACCAGCUGGUGGGUGAACCAGCCGGUCAUUGGCCGGAGAUCUCCGUGGUGGAUACUUCCAUCGGGCCAGACAUGUCACAGGAGUUCUCCUGCGAGGAUGUGUCGCAGGAGAUGCUGUCAAUGAGCCUCCAGGAGGUGAGUGCGCACGAAAUUUCGAUGAUGACCACUGGAACUGCUGCUACUGCUGGAAGUCUGCAGCCUGGGAGCCACCUGGCGGGAAGUCAAAUGGCAGCUUCGAGCCAUGCGGCCCUCCCUGAGAUCGAGGAGGAAGAGGAACAGUUGAGACCGCGAGUGCUCCAAAGUGCCGGUUUGGCCGCCCUGGUGGCCUUGCCAACUGAUCCCGUCCCAGGAAAGCUUCCAACUUUCCGAAAGAAGUUGUUGUGUGUGGCAGCACCUCCUUACCACAACUGUGUGGCUUUUAGUAGCUCCGCCCAGGAGCAAGCUCACUUGGAGCGGGUGCCAACCAGCCAGCUCUUGGAAAGGAUUGCAGAGGCUGGGAAAUUCCCUCGUCGCUGGCUGCGGAAGCACAGCACAGACGAGGCACCCUCCUCGGCGCGUGAGCAUACUCCGCACACUCCACGUCUGCCGCCUUUGCAACCGGUUUCCGCCCGUGACAAGCCACGCCUCACGCGCUGGCAAGACAAGCUCCAAGGUCUUCCUGCGCAUCCUCUGAGCCUCACAGAGUUCUUCCCAGCCAGCAAGCGCAGCGUUGACAUUGGCAGCCUGUGAGCUGCCAUUUGAGCAGUAACUGUACCGACCUCACAUGGACCACCGAAAAUGAUGAUAUGAUAUGAUGAUAAGUG
Molecule: messenger RNA, 2102 nt
Organism: Cladocopium goreaui
Lineage: Eukaryota; Dinophyceae; Suessiales; Symbiodiniaceae
Source: the annotation of a GenBank genome assembly